Molecule: messenger RNA, 1736 nt
Organism: Cloeon dipterum
Lineage: Eukaryota; Metazoa; Arthropoda; Insecta; Ephemeroptera; Baetidae
Exons: 4
Coding region: 438-1577 (379 amino acids)
Cellular component (GO): membrane
Source: RefSeq, a predicted model, not a curated record
UCGAUUUAUGGUGAAAUUUUAAUUAAAUCGAUGAUGUGCCUCAGGGACGAAAAAUAAAUUUUGUUUCAACGCGGCCGGUGCUUUCACCAUACGAAUCUGGGGCUGGUCGUUAAUUUUAUGCAGAGCGUGCGUCGAAAGAGGUAGCGAGGCGAGAACAAAGCGCAGGAUCUUGACAUUGGCUAGCCAAGCCUAUCUCCGCCGGCGUGUCCACCUGUUGGUACCGUGUCUUCGCGCCUCGGACAACAAAGAAAGAGAGAGAAAGAACCCGGCGAGUGGGGGUGGUGCGGUUCGUCUUCUCAUUAUUCAUUUUCCUCCUUAAUUUCACUUUUCGCAGCACCGACAGACACGAGAGCGGAGAGGGAAAGGUAUAAAACGGCUCGAAGGAUAUGUAACAUAUACCAAUAUCGUCCACUUUUCGUGCGCACAACACAUCAGAAAUGCUCGGGAAGGAGUUCAUGAUGCUGAUGUUGGUGGUAUUGGCCAAGACCGGCGCCACCGUCAGUACUGGCGCCGCCGAAGGGGACAAGAAGGAGGCGCGAGAUGGACUAUUCAUGGACGUCGUCGACCGGCCCAGCGGCACCAGCUCUGGUGCACCGACCUUCAGUUCUUUUGCCGAGGAUUUCUUGCAGUGCAACCCCACUUCAAACAAUAUAUUUUCCAGCUCGGAGGGACUUGGCCAGUGUCUGCGGCGACGGGCAGUGACGCACCUGUUGUCGGGCACCGCCUCGUCGAUCGGCGUGUCCGACUCGAUCAGUCUGGAGCCGGCGGCGAGUGACCUGGCGUCAGGGUCGCGCGCCCUGCCGCAGUUCCAGUACGCGGGCUCCGAGACGCCGUCGCUGACCGACGCGAUGCGCCACUUCCUCGGACAACGCAUCAUGCGCUGGCAGCUGGACAUGCUCUACCCAGGCCUCGUCAUGAGGGUCGGGCCCAUGGGCGUGCACGACUCUGGCAUGCUCGAGUUUGUCCUUGAAAGACUCUACGACGACACUGACCGAUCCCUCGGACCAGGUAAACUGCUGGUAAAGCGGACGGUGCUGCCGGCGCUACUCGGUUUUAAGCUGAAACUGUCGACGCUGAUGCCUAUCCUGUUGGCCGGCUUCUUCUUCAUGGCCUCCAAGGCCGUCUUUUUCAGCAAACUGGCCAUCAUGACGGGCGCGCUGAUCGGCCUCAAGUCGGUUCUUUUCGGCGGCAGCGGGCACCACCACUACGGGCCGUAUGGCCUGCACCCGGCCGGCCACUCGAACGGGGAAAGCUUCUGGGACUCGUUCUUCGGCGGCUUUCAGCAGCAGCAGCACCACAGCAACCCGUUCGGGCCGGUCAGCUUCAAGAGCGUUCGGGCCGCCCCUGCACCCGUCUACCAACCAAUGGCGUCUUUCCAGCAACCGGCGGCCUCAUUCCAUCAGCCGGAGAUUCUCGAUCCGGCCAACGACCACGUGCCUCGUGACCUGGACGCGGCAGGACAGCAGCAGCGCACGGUCAAGGACGUCAAGCCCCUGGUCGUGGUGCCUCAGCGCAAGGACAAGAGAAACUUUGCCUGGGACACCGACGAGCUGAUGCAGAAGACGCAGCAGCACUGACCGCUCGUAGUAAAAAUGAAAAGUAUAUGCUUUUUUUCGUUCGAUUUAGAGGUUUUGGAAUCGCCUCUGCUUACUUGCAUGAUUUCAGUUUGCUAGUCAGAGAUUGAAACGUUCCAGUUAUGUACUGUAUUUGCGUUUUUAAUAAAAAAAUAAUCUAAA